AUUAAUGCUGUGAAGAUCAAAAAAGGGGCUUAAAUGGCCUUCAAGUGGCUUGAGCUCAAAUUUGACCUCCAACUCAGCUGGCUCCAGGCAACGCUGGCUCAAUAGAUCCCAAGACAUUUGACGAUUUAGUUACUUGACGUCCUUCCAAAUCCAGAGUUCAUGUCAAAAUAUGUCCACCAAUCUCGAUGAUCCGGACUGGUAUGUGGCGUGCUCAGAUGAAGAAGUCUACGUCGAAACAGGGACGGCCAAAGGCUCUUUGGGCACGGCUUGGCGACCCAAAAGCGAAGAGGUGGUCACGAUGUUCGAGCGAAUCCAGCGGGAAGGCACACUCCCGCUGCGAUGGGUGUGCCCGGGUCGGAGGCCACCCACGCCUCAACCCCUGGACGAUGACAAUGAAUACGAGACGGACGACGACGCUGAGGACGAGAAAAACGCCCCUGGAUCUAACUCAGCCACACCUUUGGCCCAAGAGAAGAAUGAUGACUUUGACUUCGACGUGGACGACUCCAGCGCCACGCCUAAACUCACGCCCCGACGACCCUUAGGACAAAGAGAGCUCAAGGGUUCGGCUCGAAAGAAAACCACCAGUUUCAAUAACGUGCUCUCGAACAUGAAGCGGCAUCGACAAAUGGAUGCGGCUAAUCGAGCGGCUAUUCAAACCCCCACUUCCAGCACACCUACCACUACCACAGCCUCAUCCUAACGUCAUCAACAUCAUAGAGCAUAUGAUAGGCUUCAAGAUUCAAUAAAGAAAUAUGUACCUGAGUCAAGUGGGGAUGCGGGUUGGUGAGCAUUUAGUGUUAAUUGUUUUUUUUUCCAG
This is a messenger RNA of Tigriopus californicus, 820 nucleotides long. It is a transcript of the gene Pa1, whose product is annotated as PAXIP1-associated glutamate-rich protein 1-like. The transcript has a single exon. The coding region runs from base 170 to 703 and encodes 177 amino acids. NCBI's taxonomy places the organism in Eukaryota, Metazoa, Arthropoda, Copepoda, Harpacticoida, Harpacticidae. The record is from RefSeq and is a predicted model, not a curated record.